AUGUCGAGCGUGGUGUACACGCACAUAAGUGGCCUGAGCACUAAUAUAGUGCCGAUCGAAAUACCUUCGCAAGAGCAACACGAAGGGCGCGAGGAGCCAGAAGGAUUCGUUGAGCAUGGAGAGUAUGCGACGACAAUCCAUGCAGUGCUUCUGCGAGUGCUCGACGGCGGUCAUAUGCUCGAGCUCAUGGCCUUGGAGAGUGGCAUGCGGGCAGCGAGGUUCUCGUUCGCGUCAAAGAUAGCCCUGCAGCCUGCGCUUAUGAUGCUUGGGAUAGCUGAACUCCAUGUGCUGGUCGUCACUCUCAACGGCUCUAUCUUCCGUCUACGAUUCGUUCUCCCUCACUUGUGGAAUUCGACACAGUAUGCACCCAAAGAAUACCGUAUUACCUCCAUCUCAGCACCCAUUGACGGAAUCGUACAUGUCCCAGAGGUCGGCGUUGUGUUUAUUGGGCUUAACGAUGGAGGUGUCUUACGCUUGACUGCCAAAAUGAAUGGGCUGGAAUAUACAGGAGUCAUUGCAUGGCCCACCAAAUUAUUCCCUUCGUUUUCCUCACUCAUGCCAUCUUUCUACUCUGGUCCAACCGCGCCAGACCCCUCAAAAAUUAUUGCUCUGGCCUCCAUUCCUCCCCCGCUUGCCGAUUCUGGCUAUGCCAGAGCAACCUCUCUGGUCGCCACUCUUUCCCGGACCGCCACUUGCGUGUGGCUUACUGGGAACGGCAAGUUCGUUGCGUCCAAGCAGAUUCCUUCACAGUUUUUCCAAACAGAUGCGCUUAUAACCCGUUCGGCCACUCCUGGAAAGACUCCUGCACUGGAAGGUCAUAUCAUCGACUCAGACUAUAGGCCAAUCAUCCAUAUGGAUGCCGGAACGGAGGUUAUUGUAUUCAUGCCCACUCCUGGAGCCGAAACGGCAGGAUUCUUUUUGUUGUAUCGUCUGUCCGCUCAAGAUCGCUCCUCUUCUCGUCGGGACCUAAAUUUUGUUGGCCGCAAACCAUGUUCCGCACAGACUGAAGGCUGGGAGCUUCGCGACUUCCUCGUCGCAGAUGAUGUCCUUUAUCUUCUUUGGAAUUCACAAGGCCGCACAGUAAUCCAGACCAGCACUUACGACCUCGAUGAAACUGAAGCAGAACAAGAGCCAUGGAAUACCCUCAGUGCAGACGAAGGAGACACUCUUGCCUCGAGUAUCUUGGCCGCUAUCCUUCGACCAGGUGCAUUCUCCCCGUACACACUCCACAUCGCCAUCAAACAGUACGAACAAUCACUCAUCGACGUUGCUCCAUACAUUCUCACACACCCUACCCAACUUUGGCGGAACGUAUCGCAGCAGUUGUCGGCUCCAGCGUCUCGCUUACUACGGACCCGCGCACCGGCGCCCAAAUGUGGGAUCGGUAUUGGUCAGCGCUCCGAAGAGAUUGGGAGGGAUUCGUGGCGCGCUGCCAGGCCGUCGAACGGGCGGGCUGCCACUGGGCUUCUCGUGCGCGAUGGAUCGUGUUGCGCGCGAACGUAUGGGCACCAUCGUCGCUCUCGACGAGCCCAUGUCAGUGCACUCGCUGGCCGGCGCGAACACAUCAAGCAGCGCAUCCUUGUUCGGCGUGGCGUGGUCUUACGCGCAAAUAUCCCCUCGUCAGAACUUCGGCAGCUCGAAGACGCGUUGAGAAGCGUCAGUGGAGACGGACGAAUUGCUUAUUCGCAUGAUUCAGUAUUGAGAGACGUCGCGCAAAGGCAUUUGGAUGGGUUGCUUCCUGACGGACCGGCAGCAUUCGUUAGGUCGGGGCUGGGCAUGAUAGGUGACCCAGAAGACGCAGUUUUGCAAGCCCUCGAUGUUGUUGGUAAACUCGAGCAUGUCGUCAAGCUCGAAGAUCCGGACGGUGGCAUGGGCCUGGCGAUCGGCCACGACGGCGAAUUCAAAAAGGCGUUAACGACGGCAUACAUUGCUCAGUCCAUCGAGGCCCGCUACGACCUUUGUCUCUCUAUCCUUUUGCUCCUCUUAUUUAUCGCUCUGCAACCGCAUCAAAUCCAGCGUGGCGGCCGGCCGAGCAUGCAUAACCAAAGUGCCGGGGAUUUGGCAGGGGUGAGCGGCGGGUAUGGCGAUGUCGAGGACGAUGUUUUGGCACGAUUCGAGGCAAUGGGAUUCGCCUCUCCCGCGCCGGGAGCGAUUGGAGUAGGACGGAUCCGCCAUGCGUUCAUCCGAGAAGCUGGUGUUCUGAGCGAUGUAGCUCUGUUGGAUGCUGGACCUGGUACUCUGGGACUUGUCGAACGAUUACGGUCAUUGGGCUACCUGGACUUUUCGAGGGAACUUGUCAUGAGACUGCCCCUACUCCCGGGGCCAGACGAGGCUGCGGUGCUCUUCGAGAAAGUAUCCAACAAUUUUGGAUUGAUCACACAUCUCACACCCAACGACCAAAUCGCUCUCGAAUCGGUGCUUCCCCCUCCUCUGAACCUUGAAUCAGCAUGCGCCUAUUAUAGACACGUUGCAGAAUUGUUCAACGACGCUUGCUGCCUCACGCAAGCUAUUCCCUUCUGGCGUCAGGCCAUCGAAGAUGCGCCCCCCGAUCUUGACGCACGGGGGAUGUGGCCAACUAUACCGAUAAACUUGCGCAUCUUGGUUUCGUUGGACACCAUGUCGAGGUUGAGCGCACUCUCCUUCAAAGCCCGGCAUGCGGAUCCAUUCGCAUGGCCCGACUAUGCUAAAAUUCUCUACGCUUGGCAUGUCUUUAGAGGUGACUUCCGAAGCGCGGGUGCAGCCAUGUACGAGCGGGCUAGAAGGCUAGGGGAAGAGGCCGUAGUGGAAGAAGAUCAUUCAUGGGUCCUUUUGAGUGUGUCCACCGACGAAGAUCUGGGACGAAAACGACGAAAACUGACUGUGCAUAUACCCGAGGCCAAAUUCAACCCAGACUGCAAAGAUUUCGAGGUCGUGCAAUUAUCGGAUAUGAGACAAGAACAUGCGCUUGUGAGCGCUCGGAUCGAACUGCUGGGAUACUACCGAGCUCAGUUAUCACAGUAUGCCUCUCGUCCUCGCAAGACAUCGUCUCGCUCUAUACGCGCUAAUAACUUUGACCUCGCUUUCUCAACUGGUAGACUAGUGGGCGCAGACCUUGGUCCUGCCUUUGUCAACCUGGCGACGCAGUGCAUGAACUUGACUGCGUCGGCCGAGCUAGCCGACAAUGAAAGUAUACCAUGGCUAGAAACCGACCAAACGCUUGCAUGGGAUGGGUCUACCAUCCAGCGAGCAUGGCAUUACCUCCAGCUCAGUCUUGAACGGCACGAUGUUGAAGAGGGUGACUGGUCCUAUCGAAAAGCUGUGGCGGAUACUGAGUUGACCAGUCUGCGAGACUACAAUUGGCUUGUUUCGUUUUUCCUGGAGAAACAACCCGACUAUCUGGUACGUCUGUGCUUGAAAUACAAUCGCCUCCAAGACGCGCUCUUGUAUAGUGUUCGGAUGGUCAAAGAGGCCACCGAUGCAUUGUCUGUUAUGCCGCCGCGACACGCUUCGACGACUUGCCUCCCGUACUCGCUGUUCGACCAACUGAUCAUCGCGGCUUCGGAGCCUGCUUCCUCCUCGGAACAAAAGCAUCUCGCCGAAACUUGA
This is a messenger RNA of Rhizoctonia solani, 3585 nucleotides long. Its product is annotated as nucleoporin. Bases 1 to 3585 code for a protein of 1194 amino acids. Lineage: Eukaryota; Fungi; Basidiomycota; Agaricomycetes; Cantharellales; Ceratobasidiaceae. Gene Ontology annotation, molecular function: structural constituent of nuclear pore. Gene Ontology annotation, cellular component: nuclear pore. The record is from RefSeq and is a predicted model, not a curated record. The transcript has 15 exons.